AUGGCUGCGCUUGGGGACCAAUCAGACGCUCCUCCUGCUUCUGACCAACAAUCCAUGGCUUCGCAGAACAAACCCAUUUCUACAAUCGUCAUCGUCGUUGCUAUGCAGACGGAGGCACUUCCCGUCGUCAACAGGUUCCAGCUCACCGAGGACCGUAACUCUCCGUUUCCGCAAGGUGUUCCUUGGGUCCGUUAUCAUGGGACAUACAAAGAUCUCAAUAUAAGCUUGAUUUGGCCUGGAAAAGAUCCUGUUUUAGGUGUUGAUAGUGUAGGCACGAUAUCAUCUGCCCUUGUAACAUAUGCUGCUAUUCAAACAUUACAACCAGACUUGAUCAUCAAUGCAGGAACUGCCGGUGGCUUCAAGGCCAAAGGAGCUAGUAUUGGUGAUGUUUUCAUUGUAUCAGAUUGUGCUUUUCACGACAGAAGAAUACCCAUACCUGUUUUUGAUCUGUACGGUGUUGGUUUACGUAAAGCCUUUGAAGCACCCAACCUUGUAAAGGAGCUUAAUCUAAAGCUGGCUAAAUUGUCUACUGGUGACUCUUUAGAUAUGUCACAGCAGGAUGAAUUAUCAAUCAUCGCAAAUGAUGCUACUGUUAAAGAUAUGGAGGGAGCAGCUAUUGCUUAUGUUGCAGACCUUCUGAAAGUUCCGGCAAUUUUUGUAAAAGCUGUGACUGAUAUCAUUGAUGGUGACAAACCAACUGCAGAAGAAUUCCUGCAAAAUUUGGCAGCUGUAACCGCUGCACUUGACCUGGCAGUUGAACAAGUUAUCAAUUUUGUUAAUGGAAAGUCCGUAUCUGAACUUUGA
This is a messenger RNA of Sphenostylis stenocarpa, 804 nucleotides long. The record is from the annotation of a GenBank genome assembly. Lineage: Eukaryota; Viridiplantae; Streptophyta; Magnoliopsida; Fabales; Fabaceae.